Messenger RNA from Racocetra persica, 261 nucleotides. Lineage: Eukaryota; Fungi; Glomeromycota; Glomeromycetes; Diversisporales; Gigasporaceae. The record is from the annotation of a GenBank genome assembly.
AUGAACAAAGUAAGACCCAACGAAGUAAGAACUAACGAAGCAAAACCUGAUGAAGUUAGACCGACAAAUAAAGCCCGAAGAAGACCCAGUGAAGUAAGACACGCGCAAGAAGUGUUAAUUUCAUUUAAAGAAAAAAAAAAAUUUAAAUUAUACAAAAAAACACCUACCACAUUCCCAAUCCCAGAUUCUGAAACCAACGGAGAAAAGAAGAAGGAAGUCCCAACGAAGCCAAACCCGAAAAAGCAAGAUCCAAUUAAGUAA